CCUGCAAUUAUGCUAAAGGAAAAUGGGUUUUAGACCAUAACCAGUCUUUAUAUUCUGGUUUCGGCUGUAAGCAAUGGCUCUCAUGGAUGUGGGCUUGCCGAUUGACGCGUCGUACAGAUUUUGCCUAUGAGAAGCUCCGGUGGCAACCAAAAGAUUGUGAACUGGAAAAUUUUGAAGGUUCCAAGUUCUUGAAAAGGAUGCAAAACAAAACUCUUGCUUUUGUCGGAGAUUCAUUGGGCAGGCAGCAGUUCCAAUCUUUAAUGUGCAUGAUCACUGGCGGUAAGGAGAGGGAUGAUAUCGUCGAUGUUGGUGAGGAGUAUGGAAUUGCUCAAGCCCAUGGUAAUGCCCGCACUCAGGGGCUUGCAUUACGGUUUUCUAGCACCAAUACCACCAUAAUCUACUACUGGUCAGCAAGCCUCUGCUACAUAGAGCCUAUGAACAAGACAAAUCAAGACACAGAUUAUGCGAUGCACCUUGAUCGACCUGAUGCAUUCUUAAGCCAAAAUAUCCACAAAAUUAAUGUCUUGGUUCUGAACACCGCACACCAUUGGAAUCGCGGAAAACUUAAAGCGAACCGUUGGAUAAUGCAUGUCGGUGGUGCACUAAACACGGACAAGAAUUUACAAGAAAUUUGGAAGGCUAGAAACCUGACAGUUCACACUGUCAUCAAUUGGGCGAACUCACAGUUUCCAAAGUAUCCAGACUUGAAAGUCUUUUACCGUAGCAUCUCACCUAGGCAUUUUGUUGGUGGCGAGUGGAACACAGGGGGUAGUUGUGACAAUACCACUCCGAUGUCAAUAGGCAAGGAAGUUGUAGAAGACGAGUCUAGUGAUCCUGUCGCCGCUUCCGCAGUCAAGGGAACAAGGGUAAAGCUCUUGGACAUAACGGGUCUCUCCAAGCUUAGGGACGAGGCUCAUAUAUCCCGAUUUCGAGGACCACCCAACUCCACGGCAUCGGAUUGUCUGCAUUGGUGUCUACCAGGU
Morus notabilis is the source of this 983-nucleotide messenger RNA. RefSeq names its product protein trichome birefringence-like 16. The record is from RefSeq and is a predicted model, not a curated record. Gene Ontology annotation, biological process: xyloglucan metabolic process; xylan biosynthetic process; plant-type secondary cell wall biogenesis. Lineage: Eukaryota; Viridiplantae; Streptophyta; Magnoliopsida; Rosales; Moraceae. The transcript is spliced from 2 exons. The annotation marks the transcript as partial. Gene Ontology annotation, cellular component: Golgi apparatus. Gene Ontology annotation, molecular function: acetyltransferase activity.